UCUUCGACUCAAUGCGAGUCCGCUCGAUUAUUACCUGCCGAUAAUUCUGAAUCUUCAUCGGAAUGUCAAUCAGAGGUCGAUCCCCAAUCGGUGCUCAAGCGAUUGUACAUCUCACAUACGAUUUCUACAUGGAAUUCGCGCAUGUUUGAGUUCGGCGCUGUCUUAUUCCUGGCCUCCAUUUUUCCCGGCACUCUGCUGUAUGCUUCGAUCUACGCGCUCGUCCGGUCUUUCUCAACGGUUGCCCUGUCGUCGUGGUUAGGAGAUCGAGUUGAUCAGUCAGAUCGACUUGUAGCUCUACGGCAUUCAAUUGUCUGGCAACGGAUUCCGGUUGCGGCAUCUUGCUUAUGUUUCGCAUAUCUAUUUUCAACAAGUGGUAGUGGCGUUGCUACUGUUUUAUUCAUUGUUGCUGGCUUUCUUGCUUGCUUGGAGAAGUUGGCAGCUACCGUGAAUACAGUAGCUGUUGAACGAGAUUGGGCAAUCGUCAUUUCGGACAGCAUCCAUGUCCCCCGACAAGAAUUAAAUGCGUCGAUGAGACGGAUUGACUUAUUUUGCAAGUUGAUUGCGCCGGUUUUCAUCUCUCUAGUGGAUAGCUUCUCGACAACAGUCGCAAUAUGGACAGUGUUUGUCCUGAAUAUUGCAUCUGUUCUGGUGGAGUAUGUCACUAUUGCUCACGUAUACCGAUCUGUACCUGCUCUGAAAAGACCAAUGGCCAUCUUUCAACGUGAGAAUAGCGAAGUGACACAGUCAUCUACACAAAAAACCUCAUCAGGUAUGAACUACCUGCGCGAUGUAAUUUCUCCUUGGAAGAGCUAUGUCGCAAGCUCGGUGUUCCUGGCAUCAUUGUCACUGAGCCUACUCUACCUGACUGUCCUUUCCUUUGCGGGUACAAUGGUCACAUACUUGCUGGAUAGUGGCUUUACUUCGUUUGAGGUAAGCUGCAUGCGCAUCGGCUCUAUAAUAGGAGAGUUGUCAGGCACCUGGGCAGCACCCGUCAUCAUGAACCGGAUUGGACCCAUUCGAUCCGGACUGUGGUUUUUGAAUUGGCAACUUUGCUGCUUGGCCGGUGCUACCACUACAUUUGUGCUAUGUUCCUUGAACUCUCGACUAGCUGCAGCUGCUUUGACAAUAGGCGUUGCUCUGAGUAGGGUUGGCCUCUGGGGCUUUGAUCUGUCUGCUCAGUUUCUUAUACAGGAGAACAUUGAAGAACAUGCUCGAGCAAGGUUCUCCACCACGGAAAUUGCGUUGCAGAGCGUCUUCGAAAUGCUUUCAUUUGCGUCGACUAUCAUAUGGCCCUUGCCGGAACAGUUUCAGUAUCCGGUGAUGAUCAGUGCUGGGGCUGUAACUGUGGCGGCGGCUUGUUUUGCUGCAUAUGUACGGCGAGAACGGGGGCAUCUGCUGCAUCUAUCGAAAUGCAUGGAAGGUAGCAAGGUAUAUCGGGAAGAGAUACCAGCAUGA
This is a messenger RNA of Penicillium taxi, 1455 nucleotides long. RefSeq names its product putative iron-regulated transporter. NCBI's taxonomy places the organism in Eukaryota, Fungi, Ascomycota, Eurotiomycetes, Eurotiales, Aspergillaceae. Gene Ontology annotation, biological process: iron ion transmembrane transport. The record is from RefSeq and is a predicted model, not a curated record. Gene Ontology annotation, cellular component: membrane. Gene Ontology annotation, molecular function: iron ion transmembrane transporter activity. The transcript is spliced from 5 exons. The annotation marks the transcript as partial.